UCCCACCCCGUUAAUUGAAAGUAUGCGGACGUAUACAGUUUCCGUGUACGGAGUCAGGGAGAGAGAUGAGCUUGCUGCUAUGAGUGACGCUUACGCCGAGUGUGUUGGAGGCUCGCUAAAGUUGAAAGGCGUAUCUUCAGGAGGAGUAAAGAAGAAGAAGAAGAAGAAGAGCAAGGCAGAGGAGGUAGUAGAGGUGGUAGAGAAAGUCGAGGAGAAGGCGGAGGAAGUCAAAAACACGAGAACAUCCGCAGAGAAGGCGUAUGCUGCAGUACAAGCCAAGAGACAAAAGCAGAAGGUAUUGGAGAAGGCCAAAAAGACCCACAAACAGAGGGUGGAGGAGAUGAACAAAUACUUAGACACUCUCACCGAACACUUUGAUAUCCCCAAAGUCAGUUGGACCAAGUGACAGUACAUCAUUUUUAUCUGUUUCUCUUUACUUGAAGUUUCCACUGUCAUUCCAGUUAUUAUAUAUACACAAGUUUAGAGCUAACAUUAUGUACAGUACAAAACUGGCUAGAGGAGAAGUUCAUGUGGUCCGCAGUUGGUAAU
Messenger RNA from Geodia barretti, 549 nucleotides. Lineage: Eukaryota; Metazoa; Porifera; Demospongiae; Tetractinellida; Geodiidae. The record is from the annotation of a GenBank genome assembly.